GGCGCGGAACGGGCGCUGCGCAGACGGAACGAGCGGGCGGUACCGGGAAUACCGGCGGCUGUAUCGCGGCCCAUCCCCGCGGGAGCACCGAGAAACCCCCCGCGGAGCCCCAAUCCACCUUUUCCGAGCGCCCCUUCGGCCGCCGCUGAGCUUUUGUUUCUGUUCGCGCAGCGCCUGAGCGCCCCCGCCCAGCUUUGUUCUUGUUGCGGCCCUUGCGGGGAAGGCGCGGCCAAGAUGGACCCUUGUCACACCGAGGAGACCGAGGGCGAGAUCCCCGGCUUGGGCUUCAGUGACCGAAGCGAGCAGAUUGUUUCACGUGGGGUAGCGUCAGCCUUUGAAGCUGCAACCACAGAAGCAGAGACAGAGCAGAGCCUCACCCCCAAUGUGAUGCUUAACACAGAGAGCAGCGAGGGAUACGUCGUGAAGGUCCGGGGGCUGCCUUGGUCUUGCUCCACCGAGGAGGUGCAGAGAUUCUUCUCCGAUUGCAAAAUUCUGAACGGGGCUCUGGGUAUCCGUUUCAUCUACACCAGGGAGGGCAGACCAAGUGGAGAAGCAUUUGCUGAACUUGAGUCAGAGGAGGACGUGAAAUUGGCCCUGAAAAAAGACAGAGAAACAAUGGGACACAGAUACGUUGAAGUUUUCAAGUCAAACAACGUUGAAAUGGAUUGGGUUCUGAAGCAUACUGGUCCCAACAGCCCUGAUACAGCUAAUGAUGGUUUUGUACGUCUUAGAGGACUCCCAUUUGGCUGUAGUAAAGAAGAAAUUGUACAGUUUUUUUCAGGGUUGGAAAUCGUGCCAAAUGGGAUAACAUUGCCGGUGGACUUCCAGGGGAGGAGUACGGGGGAGGCCUUCGUGCAGUUUGCUUCACAGGAAAUAGCUGAAAAGGCUCUAAAGAAACACAAGGAAAGAAUAGGGCACAGGUACAUUGAGAUCUUCAAGAGCAGCCGAGCAGAGGUGCGCACUCACUACGACCCUCCCCGCAAGCUGCUGGCCAUGCAGAGACCGGGUCCGUACGACAGGCCCGGCCUGACGCGCGGGUACAACAGUCUGGGUAGAGGAAGUAGCUUGGAGAGGAUGAGGCGUGGAGCCUACGGAGGAGGUUAUGGAGGUUAUGAUGACUACAAUGGGUAUAAUGAUGGCUAUGGGUUUGGUUCUGAUAGAUUUGGAAGAGAAUGGACUCUUUUCUCCGCAGGGAUGUCGGACCACAGGUACGGCGACGGAUCGUCCACCUUCCAGAGCACGACUGGCCACUGCGUCCACAUGCGAGGUCUGCCCUACAGAGCCACGGAGAAUGACAUCUACAACUUCUUCUCACCUCUGAACCCUGUAAGAGUACACAUUGAAAUCGGACCAGAUGGCAGAGUAACCGGAGAGGCAGACGUUGAAUUUGCUACUCACGAGGAUGCAGUGGCUGCCAUGUCCAAGGACAAAGCAAAUAUGCAACACAGAUAUGUAGAGCUCUUCCUGAAUUCUACAGCAGGAGGAACUGGUGGUGCCUAUGGCAGUCAGAUGAUGGGAGCAAUGGUCAAGGAGUCGGAAGGGGUAGUCCAAGAUUGGAACACUAGCACAUUGCCAGCACAAGUCUUAAAUGCCUGUUGCUGUUAUGCCUCUAAGACAGAUACCCUCCUGACACCCAGCUGGGCUGGUUACGGAGAUGAAGGGAGCCAAUCCAGUUAUGGUGCUCCAGGCAACCAGCAGCUGAGUGGGGGCUAUGGAGGAGGAUAUGGAGGUCAAAGCAGCAUGAGUGGCUAUGACCCCGGGAGCCAGGGCGCCAUGAACAGCAGCUACUACAGCAGUGGGAACCGCGCAUCCAUGGGAGUGAACGGCAUGGGCGGCAUGUCCAACAUGUCCAACAUGAGUGGUGGCUGGGGAAUGUAACCAAUCGCUGACUUUUGGUCACAUCUUUUUUAAAAAACAAAAAAACAAAAAACUAAGUUUAACAGUUUUGCAAUACGAGCUUGUGAUUUAUGCUUUACUGUAAGUGAAUUCAGGAUUGUUUUAAAACCUUUCAGGUUCAGUAUUUUUGAACAUACAGAAAUGAACAUUCAUCUAGGAUGUAAUAACCAAGUAAAGACUAUAACUGUUAAACAAUUUGGAGCGUUUCUCAAGUUAGUUUUGUUGUAGGAGUGUAUUUAAGCAGUAAGCGUAUUUAGGUUAAAGCUGUUUGAAUUAUGUUAAAUGUUGCUCUUAUACCAUAUUACAUCCAACACUGUUUUGAAUACAUGUUGAAAGAGACAUGCUUUUUUGUAAAGAACCAAUAUAGGAGCUGUGUCUGAAAAUCAAAGUGAACAUUUGGCAUGUUAGUUCUAGUUUAUUUCUUUUAAUAUCCUGUAAGGCAUGUUAAAGCUUUUUUUUUUUUUAAGUUAAUGGGGGAAACAUGUUGAGACGCAAUACGGCUACUUUAGGAUUUUGGUCUUGGUGUUCGUAUAAAAUUCUGAGGCCUUGAUUUAAUCUUUCAUUGUAUUGUGAUUUCCUUUUUAGGUGUAUUGCGCUAAGUGAAACUUGUUAAAUAAAUCUUCCUUUUAAAAACUGGAA
Molecule: messenger RNA, 2535 nt
Organism: Melospiza melodia melodia
Lineage: Eukaryota; Metazoa; Chordata; Aves; Passeriformes; Passerellidae
Gene: HNRNPH1
Product: heterogeneous nuclear ribonucleoprotein H1
Exons: 15
Coding region: 235-1878 (547 amino acids)
Cellular component (GO): ribonucleoprotein complex
Molecular function (GO): RNA binding
Source: RefSeq, a predicted model, not a curated record